Messenger RNA from Carassius gibelio (silver crucian carp), 1313 nucleotides. Its product is annotated as quinone oxidoreductase-like. The transcript is spliced from 4 exons. Lineage: Eukaryota; Metazoa; Chordata; Actinopteri; Cypriniformes; Cyprinidae. Gene Ontology annotation, molecular function: NADPH binding; quinone reductase (NADPH) activity; mRNA 3'-UTR binding. The coding region runs from base 495 to 929 and encodes 144 amino acids. Gene Ontology annotation, cellular component: cytosol. The record is from RefSeq and is a predicted model, not a curated record.
AUACAGGUGUGCUGUGCAUCCAAUGAGAUGAAUUGACAAAAUACAGAUUGCUUGAUGGAGAGCGAAACUCUGAAGAUCCCUGUCAGUGUUCAGUGACUGAAAAUGUGCUAGUCUUAUAAAUAGCCUUGAACACACACACUGGCGAGUAAAAUCUAAUAAUUUAUUACCCAAUGGCUAGCGAUUAAUUACUAACGACAUAAUUUAGUUGCCCAGAUUAAAAUUGUAUCGCAUAUGCAAGAGAUUUACUUGCAAUGUAGAGGGUUGCACAUGCUUCAGACACCCACUCAUGCUGGCAGCAUUCCCCAAAGUGUCCACUAGAGUACCCAAUAUCUUGUGACCUCUCGGGGAACCUUGGUUGAAUGCAUAACCCAAGACGUUUUUCCUUGAAGUUAAAAUUAAUUUUAAUCUUGUGUUUGUAGGUAGGCAUUGCAGCGUGUCAGAUUGCACGAGCGUUUGGCCUUAAAGUUCUGGGUACAGCAGGGACAUCUGAGGGUAUGCAGCUGGUGCUCAGCAGUGGAGCUCAUCUUGCGUUCAACCACAGAGAAAAAUACUAUUUGGAUAAAAUUAAGAAUGCUACCAAUGGACAAGGCGUGAAUGUGAUCAUUGAGAUGUUAUCCAACGUCAACCUCAGUAAUGAUCUUCAGUUGCUUGACUUUGGUGGCAGAGUUAUUAUUGUUGGCUCUAGAGGCCCUAUUGAAAUCUACCCCAGAGACAUCAUGGUGAAAGAGACCAGCAUCAUUGGUGUGGCUUUAUACAAUGCAACUAAUAAGGAAACAUCUGAGUGUGCCACAGCUCUUUUUGCAGGAAUGGAGACAGGCUGGUUGAAACCUGUCAUUGGUCCUGAAUAUACACUUGAUAAAGCAGCAAAAGCUCAUGAAGACAUCAUCAGCAGCCCUGGAGCCAGUGGAAAGAUGAUUUUUAUCAUCUGAAAUUAUGCAGGAAGUAAAAAAUCCAAUACAGUGCAACAUAACAUAACCGUCGUUGAGGGAGUGUCAUAAUUUGUGUUCACAGAAGAAACUCAAACAGGUUUGGAACAAAAAUGAAAACUCUGCCAUCUAGUCAUCCUCAUAUUGUUCCAACCCCUUUAUGAAUUUCUUUCUUUGCUGAACACAAAUGAGGAUAGUUUAAAGAAUGUGGGUAACCAAACAGUUGAUGGUAGCAAAGAAUGGGAAAAAAAAUACUAUGGAAGUCAAUGGCUAACAUCAACUGUUCAGCUACAUUAUAUUUUCAUGUAUGAAUCACAUAUAUGAAGCUGAUCAUAAAGACCUGUUUUGUGGAAAUGAAAUAAAAUAAAGAGAUAAUUAAAUCUUCAA